UGACAAAAGAAAACCCCAAAGAACAAAAAAAAAAAAAAAAAAAAAGAGUGGGGAGCAAGUUUGAUCAAAUGAUGAGUUGAUCAGUGGCAGUCUGGCACUCUGUAUAUUUCGUUGUUUUGAGUUUUGAGUUUUUGACGUGAUCACUACCAUUGUCGUCAAACACCCCAAAACUUCCCACUAUCAACUUCAUUCCUUCAUACACUCCAAUCUCUAAUCUUAAUCCUUAAGAUUCAAUCUAAUCAUCUUCUCAUUUGAUCACCUUCAAGCUUCAACCAUCAACAAUGGCGGAAUUUCUCGACCUAGAAACACAAGACGGAGUUCGUAUGCCAUGGAAUGUAAUCCCAGGUACAAAACAAGAAUCAAGCAACUCCGUAAUCCCAGUCUCUCUCCUCUACACUCCAAUCAAAUCUUUCCCUAAUCUCCCAAUUCUUCCUUACUCUCCUCUUCGUUGUCGUUCAUGUCGUUCAAUUUUAAACCCUUUUUCCGUCAUCGAUUUCGCCGGAAAAGUAUGGAUCUGCCCCUUUUGUUUCAAUCGCAAUCAUUUCCCCCAACAUUACGCUUCAAUUUCCGACGAUAAUCUUCCCGCUGAACUUUUCCCGCAAUACACAACAAUUGAAUAUGAACCUCCCCCAGAAUUGCACGCCCAAAAUCAUACUCCUCAAGUUUACUUAUUUGUCGUUGAUAAUUGUUUGAUUGAGGAGGAAAUUGGGUACUUGAAAUCAGGGUUGUCUUUAGCGUUGGAAUUGGUGCCUGAUGAUGCCCUUGUUGGGUUGAUUACAUUUGGGAGUUUUGUGCAAGUUCAUGAAUUAGGGUUUUCAGGUGGGGGUAGUGGGAUUCCUAAGUGUUAUGUGUUUAAAGGGUCUAAGGAAGUUAGUAAAGAUCAGGUGAUGGAGCAACUUAAUUUUUUUUCGAAUAAGCCGAAACCGGUUUCUGGGGUUGUUGCUGGUGUUAGGGAUGGUUUGUCUUCUGAGAGUAUUUCUCGGUUCUUGUUGCCGGCUUCUGAGUGCGAAUUUACGUUGAAUUCGUUGUUAGAGGAGCUUCAGAAGGAUCCUUGGGGAGUGCCUACAGAUCAAAGGGCAACUCGGUGUACAGGAACAGCACUCAGUAUUGCAGCCCAUGUAUUAGGAGCUUGCAUACCUGGAUCAGGAGCUAGGAUUAUGGCUUUUGUCGGUGGUCCAUCAACAGAAGGGCCCGGUGCUAUUGUUUCGAAAAACCUAUCUGAGCCAAUCCGUUCUCACAAAGAUCUGGAUAAAGAUUCUGCUCCUUAUUAUCAUAAAGCUGUUAAAUUCUUUGAAGGAAUUUCGAAGCAGCUUGUCCACCAAGGACAUGUUCUUGACCUUUUUGCAUGUGCUCUCGAUCAGGUUGGAGUUGCUGAACUUAAAGUUGUUGUUGAGAAGACUGGUGGUCUUGUUGUUCUUGCUGAAAGUUUUGGCCAUUCAGUUUUUAAGGAUUCUCUUAAGCGUGUUUUCCAGGCUGGGGAAUACGAUCUUGGACCAGCAUCAAAUGGUAUAUUUGAGGUCAGCUGCUCAAAGGAUAUGAAGAUUCAGGGAAUACUUGGUCCUUGUGCAUCACUUGAAAAGAAAGGUCUCCUUUGUUCUGAAACUGUUAUUGGCCAGGGCAACACAAGCGCAUGGAAGUUGUGUGGCCUUGAUAAAGCUACGACGUUAUGCAUAUUUUUUGACAUUGCAAAGAAAGAGAGUUCUGAUGCCAUCGGUCAAGCCACUAGCAAUCAGUUUUUCCUGCAGUUUUUGACUUACUAUCAACAUAGAAGUGGUCGUAUGAGGCUUCGCAUUACAACUCUCUCCAGGCGAUGGAUUGCUGGUCCAGGAAGCACACAGGAGUUGAUUGCAGGAUUUGAUCAAGAAGCAGCAGCUGUCACCAUGGCACGCUUAGUCUCAUUCAAGAUGGAGAAUGAGGCUGAGUUUGACCCAAUAAGAUGGCUUGACAGAUCACUGAUACGUCUUUGUUCAAGAUUCGGUGAUUACCAAAAGGAUAACCCAUCUUCUUUCAGCCUAUCUCCACGUUUUUCAAUAUUUCCUCAAUUUAUGUUUCAUCUACGACGAUCUCAGUUUGUACAGGUGUUCAACAACAGCCCUGACGAGACUGCAUAUUUUAGAAUGAUUCUUAACCGGGAGAACGUAGCCAACUCAGUAGUUAUGAUUCAGCCUUCAUUGAUUUCUUAUUCCUUCCAAUCAUCUCCUGAACCCGCUCUUCUCGAUGUUGCAUCUGUUGCUGCGGACAGGAUAUUGUUACUGGAUUCAUACUUUACGAUUGUCAUUUUCCACGGUGCAACUGUUGCUCAGUGGCGCAAGGCUGGAUACCAAGAUAUGCCUGAACACAAGGCAUUUGCCGAGUUGUUGCAAGCUCCUAAAGACGAUGUCGAUGCUUUGAUCAAAGAGAGGUUUCCAGCUCCACGCUUGGUCAUCUGUGAUCAGUAUGGCUCUCAGGCCCGUUUUCUUCUGGCAAAGUUGAAUCCUUCAGCAACAUACAACUCUGGUUCCGCUUUGCAACCGGGAGGAGAUCUCAUAUUCACUGAUGAUGUCAGUUUUGAGGUUUUCUUAGAUCACCUCCAGAGGCUUACUGUUCAAUAGAUUACGAUAGGACUCACUCACAGUUUUGUACAAAUCUUAUUUGAGUUUGCUGUACAGUAAUUUCUACAUUUGAUGUUCUAAUAGUGUGAACUCCCCUAUUAUUUUGAGCUCUGCAUAUUAUUUAUUAGUUCUAAUAAUUGUAGUUGAGCCAAUCAGAUUCUUUUUUUCGAGGGAAAUCACAUAUCUUUUCAUUAAUAGUAA
This is a messenger RNA of Beta vulgaris subsp. vulgaris (sugar beet), 2792 nucleotides long. Its product is annotated as protein transport protein SEC23 C. The transcript is spliced from 12 exons. Gene Ontology annotation, cellular component: endoplasmic reticulum exit site; COPII vesicle coat. Gene Ontology annotation, biological process: intracellular protein transport; endoplasmic reticulum to Golgi vesicle-mediated transport; COPII-coated vesicle cargo loading. The record is from RefSeq and is a predicted model, not a curated record. Gene Ontology annotation, molecular function: GTPase activator activity; zinc ion binding. The coding region runs from base 282 to 2591 and encodes 769 amino acids. NCBI's taxonomy places the organism in Eukaryota, Viridiplantae, Streptophyta, Magnoliopsida, Caryophyllales, Amaranthaceae.